AUGGUGGUGCUAUCCAGUGACGUUCUGAUGCGGCGAUUCUACGAGAAGAAAUACUCGAGUCGCAUCUCGUGGUCCAAGAAUGGAUUCAUAGCAUAUCCAGCACAAGGCGACGAUCGCUCACAGAAGCUAUUUUUGACAUAUUUAGAGUGUAUUGAUGGAAGGACGUGGCAAUUAGCACCUGCAAAGCAGUUUGAUGUAUUUUCCUCAAGCGAGGAGCAACCUUCCCAAACACCUACUGCAGGCGGUGUUGUGGCUGUUACGUCCAACUCUACCAAAAACACCGAAAUUACACUCGUUUCUUGGGGUCCAAUUGCGACGGACCUUGCAGUUUCUGAUUCUGCGGGAAAUAUGGUGAUAUUGGUCUCUGGAGUCAGGAAGAACGAUCUCACACAGUUCGGAGUUCAACACCCAUUCACUAUGUCUUCGCUCAAUGAGCUGGAAAUCGUAUAUACAGACUUUCCGUCAAAAAAGCUUCAACCAGAUGUCACUGCAUCCACUCAAAAUGAAGUUAUCGGGUUCAAAUGGCUUAACUCGGACAAGCCAAUCAUAGCAAAUACUCCAGCAGUCAGGGUUGAAACUACACAUGAUACGCCUGUUUCAAGCGGAGCUGCUGCCCCAUUGGGAGCUGCUCACAACGAUUCAGCGGGCCAUGCGUAUUCCUAUGGAGUGCAUCAAUAUAAGCCUCAUGGAGCAAUGCACCCGUUGCCCUCAAAACAGGCUUGUGUGGGAGUGCGGAAGAACGGGGAGUUUUGCCUGUGGCAUCAGGGGGAGCAUGGACUGGAUUACCACCGUGUUUCCACAUUUUUAGACCCCCAUGAGACUGACUACUUUUCGCUUUGUGAGAUUGGUUUACAGAGAGAUGGUUCCAUAGUGGUGGUGGGUUUCUCCCCGUUGAGCCAGUGCAUUCGCAUCUAUUCUGUGAGUAUCCAAUGGGGCUACUUUGUGAAUGCAGCUAUUCAACAGCAGAAGAACCAGGCAUAUAAUACACCGGAUGACCAGAAAGUUCCUCCAAAGCUGGCUGUGAAAAGAUUGUUCAAAAGGAAUAUCAGCACAGUUUUUCCUCACAAAUUGGUUCCUGGGUCAAAAUCUUCAACCGAAAACCUUGGUAUUGAUCUCCAGCAGCUGGUGCAUAUAUAUUUGGUUCCUCCCAGCUUCAACUCUAACACCGAGCUGGAGGUGUUCCUUGGCUUUGAAAACAUAAGCUCUUCAAAGUCGCACUCGACGUUGCUGCGAUUCCAACUUACCGAAAAAGAGGCCUCUAAUCUCCAUUCUGCGUUUAUCACCAUGGGUGAAAGACGAGGUGUGGUUCCUCCUGCCCCCAUGAGUGCAAAUGGCUUGGAGACCAAGAAGAGCGGUAGCUUUUCUGCCAGUUCGCCUACGGGCUCAGAGGCUAAGACCUUUGAUCUGGUAUACAAACAGAGUCUGAGAUUCAAUGAGUCGAUACUCGGUUUUACAUCUCUCAACUUGGACAUGUUAAUCGCAAUUACGUUUGCCAACGGUGAAGUCAAGAUGUUCAACAGAUCUCCUCUCAAACAGAUCAACAACAUGUAUGCGGACCCAAAGCUCCAGUCUUCCAAUACUGCACUGCUGCCCUCCUCGAUUUCCUCAUUAUUUGACGCCGGUUUCGAGUUUCCAAAACUGGAUUUCAGGCCCCGUGCAAUGUGUAUAUCGCCAAAUCUGUGCUGUUUUGUUGCUCUCUCUCGUUCCUCCAACAAAUUGUACCUGGAGUGUCUCGAGGGAAAAGCUUUCAAUGCAGACACCAAGCCACGGCCUGGGUUGCUGUUAUCUAUAGCUGCUAGUUGUGCUUUGAGACAUUCAUCUGCGUGUUUCACUUCCACCUCUACUGAGGAUCUGGUUGCUACAAUCCAGCAAGAAUUGGUCCGCGCUGCGAAAAGUGUCUCUAAAGAGUAUUCCCAAGCCUUGCUGGUUUCUAUCUUACAAGAAUCACACCGAGCCAUCAAUUUCUCUCUAGAUUUCUCCAAGGAGCAGGUGGACAGACUCCUUGGCUCUCCACCUCUUCAGAGAUUGCUGAAUCUGCAGUUAGCUUUGGGAACAACUUUCGAUUGGCAACGUACUAAAUCGGGCAAAGUCGCAUGGGCAUUGCUCAACUUGCGACUAUGUGCUUUUGGUAUGAUGAUCACGCUUAGAUCAGUGUAUCAUCACAUGAAUAAGCUUAGCAAAAGAGGGUCUUCGGUAGAUCUUUACAAUGAUGCCAAAUGGAGAAGCGAAAACGUGCUGAGCUCUUUGGGUGUGAUCAGGUGGUGCAUGGACUACAUUCUUUAUCUGAACCAGCAGAUAGUGGAGCUGUGUCAAGUGUUCAAAGAUGUUGACCAAACUCCAACUUCGCCGGAUCCACUCGAGGCUCUCAAGUCGUAUGUGGCCCUUCCCUUGAUCCUGGGAAAGGUUCCCAGAUCGCUGUUGCUCUACUCGAUGGCGACCAUGAAAAGGUUGAAUGAUUUCGUGCAGAAGUGUAUAGAGAAGAUUGAGUCUUCGAACGGGGCACCUUCUGUUGGAGUGAGCGCCAACUCCAUCAAAUCUGUUGAAGAUGCUCUUUUCUUUGCACCUACAACAUCUACGCAGGCCAACAAGAACAACAAAUCAUUUGCAAUUGAUCCUCUGAACACACCUACUGCUCUUCCCACGGUAGAGGCCUUUUACCGUCUUAGAGAGAUUCUCAACAACUCGCCGGUACCUCUCGAUGGGUUUGAGAAGUUUUUGACUGAAGCCGACACUGCUCUACGAAACCUUCGCAUUGACAAGUCAACCUCACUGGCUAUUGAACAGCAGCUUGUAUGUCAGGGCCACGUUCCAAAGCCAUUUGUGGAGCCAAUCAAGAAACUACUGAGUGUCUAUUCGCAAAGUCUCCUCAACGAAGUUGAUCACGUUGAACUUUACUUCUACAAUUUCGAUUGGCUGAUGUUGGACUCUCCGGAUCAAACAACGAUCUCUACAGAAGAUCCCGUUGUGCUCAGUAUUACAAAUGAAACCCUGGCCAAUGAGGGCUAUGCCACUUUGUUCAAACCAAUCUCGCCUAGUGGAGAUAUGGUUGAUUCGUUGAGAAAAACUAUAUGUUACCCGCCGGGUGAUCCUAAUAUCACCUCCGCACCUGUUGUGGAACGCAAAUGUGUUAGAUGUGGAGCUGUUUCUUCAUUGAUGGAAACCACCCAUCUCAGUAAUGUGGGAAUCAGUCUCUGGUCACUGGCAUUCCAGCGGAACUGUCUCUGUGGUUCUUUCUGGGUCAAUAUAUGA
Molecule: messenger RNA, 3249 nt
Organism: Kuraishia capsulata CBS 1993
Lineage: Eukaryota; Fungi; Ascomycota; Pichiomycetes; Pichiales; Pichiaceae
Exons: 2
Coding region: 1-3249 (1082 amino acids)
Biological process (GO): positive regulation of DNA-templated transcription
Cellular component (GO): mediator complex
Source: RefSeq, a predicted model, not a curated record